Molecule: messenger RNA, 516 nt
Organism: Arachis ipaensis
Lineage: Eukaryota; Viridiplantae; Streptophyta; Magnoliopsida; Fabales; Fabaceae
Source: RefSeq, a predicted model, not a curated record
AUGAGAGUUCAACAACAACAAGAGGAUUUCCAGCUACGAUACAUAAGAGAUCAAGAAAAACAAGAGGAAUUCCAGCAACAAUACAUGAGAUCUCAAGAAAGACAGGAGGAGCUCCAGCUGAGGAUAAUGGACCAGCAAAGAGAUUUCCAAUCAAGAUUCCUGGAUUCACAAAGGGAGCAAUCUACUCAAUUUCAAGAAUCAUUCAACAAAUUGUCAGAACAACAAGUUGAACAAGAAAAAUACAUUCUAAACUUAUAUCACUGGAAGAAUGUAUAUCACACAACUAGAGAGGCUAGGCAUUUUGAUAGGGUGGAAUAUGACAUAGACACUCAAGCUCAACUUGACUAUCUAGUUGCCAGUAUGGCCACCUUGAAUCAAGAGAUCCCACCAUUCGAUAAAGUUCCUCGGCCAGGAGAAUUACAAAAGUCAAGAGCUAAAAGAAAUGCAGAGAGAAUGAAGCAAAGAUUGCAAGAUGCUGAAGCAAAGAUUGCAAGAUGCUGGAUUCUGGGAAGAUGA